This is a messenger RNA of Ilyonectria robusta, 399 nucleotides long. RefSeq lists its product as uncharacterized. Lineage: Eukaryota; Fungi; Ascomycota; Sordariomycetes; Hypocreales; Nectriaceae. The transcript is spliced from 2 exons. The record is from RefSeq and is a predicted model, not a curated record. Bases 1 to 399 code for a protein of 132 amino acids.
AUGGCCUCGGCAUCUUCAUCUACCUGGAGCUCACUUGGACUUGGAGUAGCCGUAACGUGGGUCACACUCGGUCUAGUCGGCAUUUUCCAACCAGCUCGAUCAGCACAAAUAUUCGGAGUAUCAUCACCAACCGAGCCCAGUGGUAAGGCCGACAAUACGGGUAUCGCAGUCAUCCUCGGCUCUCGAGAUUUCGCCGUCGCCGCUGCCCUGUUCGCACUGCAUGAGGCCGACAAGCAUGAAGAGAUGGGUACCGUGAUUUUAAGCACCAUGAUCAUCUGCGGGGCAGACAUCUAUCUUGCCUGGAAAGCGAAGAGGGGUUUGGAAAUGGUCAUCUUCACAGUCGGGGCUUCUGUAUGGGGAGUCAUCGGUUUGGGAUUAAAGGGAUUUUUUGUUGAAUAG